Molecule: messenger RNA, 820 nt
Organism: Hydra vulgaris (swiftwater hydra)
Lineage: Eukaryota; Metazoa; Cnidaria; Hydrozoa; Anthoathecata; Hydridae
Source: RefSeq, a predicted model, not a curated record
UAUGUAAAGUAAAUGGAUUGGUCAUUUUUGAGAAUUGAAUAAAUUACGUUUUCUAGGUUUAAUUAAUAUGAGCUUAAAGGUUUUAGACCAUUGACCUGGAAGGUUGAUAUUCAUAAGUACUUUGUUUAAUUCUUUGCAACUUUCUCGUACAUUUGAAAACAAAAAUGUAUCUAAGGUUGCUUGUGGUAUUCUUCGUAUUACAAAUUUCACUUCAAGAAAGUAAUGUGCGCGAACUAGAUCUGGGAAAGUUAAUCGAGGACUAUUUGGCUAAAGAAAAUGUUCGCAGAGAAGAGUUCCUAAAUAAAAUAAACACUGAAAUUUUGCGAUAUAUUUAUGAACUGGAAAAUGAAAACAAGGGGAAGAGACGCAUUGAAGACAGUGCAGAUAAAAAUGUUUUGGAAAAAGUUCUUACGGAGGUUCCAUCUAUCCGAGAAAGCGCGAUGAGUAAGGAGUCUAACGUAAAUAAGGUGCAUAAUUCUUUGGAUAGCAAAUCAAGCAUUCGUUCUAUACCAACAGGUACAUUAAUUUUUCGUGGAAAAAAAGAAUCUAAUUCAAAUAACGAAAAUACAUCUGAGCAAGGUGCUCCAGGGAGUUUGCUGUUUCGAGGGAAAAAAGAACCUAAUCUAAAAGAAAAUUCAAAAAAUGAAACUGAAGCAUCUCACGGUGAGCGUCUUCAGCAAACAGAAAGAAACUUUUUGGUGAAAACAAAAGAGUAUAUUGAAAAACUUUUAAACUCAGGCGAAGAAAUUGUCUAGCUUUUUUGAAUAAAUAUUAAAAAUCUCACUAUAUUAAUACAAAAGAAACAAAAAUUAUUUAUUAA